Molecule: messenger RNA, 279 nt
Organism: Ostertagia ostertagi
Lineage: Eukaryota; Metazoa; Nematoda; Chromadorea; Rhabditida; Trichostrongylidae
Source: the annotation of a GenBank genome assembly
UAUGACUUCAAUCUUCGUACAGGAGCACACAGUACAGAGUUCUACCCCUCGAUUACAGUACCUCUUUUCACUGGAUGUUAUAACUCCCUGAAUCAGGGAAAAUCUGAACGACUAUUUUCUUUAAUGAAGAAAUUGGGAGUGUUGGAAUAUCCGGGUGGUGUUCCCACAUCGAUGAUCCGCGAUAGCGAAGAACAGUGGGAUUUCCCAAACGGUUUCAGUCCUUUGAAUCACAUGAUCGUCGAAGGAUUAAGGAAAAGCCAGAAUGCUCAAAUGCAAGAU